CAGCGACAGCAGGGACACAGAGGGAGCAAAAUGGGCAGCAGGACCUUGUUGGCGUGCCUGUCGGGGUUGGCUGUGGUCCUGCUGCUGCUGCUACAGGGCACACAGUCAGUCUCCAUCAAGUACCAAGGCUACCAGGUCCAACUGGAGUCUGUGAAGAAGCUGAAGGCCCUGGAAGGACAGUGGAAGCCCAGCCCCCGCCUGCAGGCCCAGAGCCCCCAGCCCUCUGUAUGCCACCACCCAGCUCUGCCCCUGGACCUCCAGCCUAUCUGUGCCUCCCAGGAGGCUGCCAGCAUUCUGCAGGCCUUGAGGACCAUGGAUAAUGACGAGUGUGAGCUGUGUGUGAACAUUGCCUGUACGGGCUGCUGAGAUGAUCCUGGGCACCCCCAGCCCCAGCCCAUUGCCGUGCAGCUCCCCUCCUCUCCCCUCCCCAAGCUCAAUGGAGAAGCCAUCACCACCUUCCCAGGGCCUAGGCAGCUGGACCCAAGGAGAGCUAAGCCUGUUGUUUCUGAAUAAAGAUUCUGCCCACACGGG
This is a messenger RNA of Octodon degus (degu), 531 nucleotides long. RefSeq names its product guanylate cyclase activator 2B (gene Guca2b). The record is from RefSeq and is a predicted model, not a curated record. The coding region runs from base 31 to 366 and encodes 111 amino acids. Gene Ontology annotation, cellular component: extracellular region. NCBI's taxonomy places the organism in Eukaryota, Metazoa, Chordata, Mammalia, Rodentia, Octodontidae. The transcript is spliced from 3 exons. Gene Ontology annotation, molecular function: guanylate cyclase activator activity.